AUGGCGACCGACGGCUCCGACCCAAUUCCUCCCCACAAGACGUUUGAUACCAUUCUCGUCCUCGACUUUGGCUCCCAGUACACGCAUCUCAUCACGCGCCGACUCCGCGAACUCAAUGUCUACUCAGAGAUGCUGCCAUGCACUACCAAGAUUGCCGAUCUGCCAUUUACACCCAAGGGAGUCAUUCUCUCCGGUGGUCCGUACUCGGUCUAUGAGGAAGGCGCACCGCACGUCGAUCACGCCGUAUUCGACCUAGGCGUACCAAUUCUGGGAAUAUGCUAUGGACUACAAGAGAUGGCAUGGCACUUUGGCAAGAACGCGGGUGUAACUGCAGGUGAGAAGAGGGAAUACGGCCACGCAACUUUGAAGGUUGAGAGCCACGGCGGACACAUGGACGAGCUGUUCAAGGACCUAGGAAACGAUGCGGAGGUCUGGAUGAGCCAUGGUGAUAAGCUCAGCGCCAUGCCCCAGGACUUUAUGACCAUUGCGACAACUGGCAACUCACCAUAUGCGGGUAUCGCGCACAAGUCCAACAAGUACUACGGUAUCCAGUUCCACCCAGAGGUGACGCAUACGAAGAAGGGAACGAUCGUGUUGAAGAACUUUGCUCUUGACAUUUGCCAGGCAAACUCAAACUGGACAAUGAGCAAGUUUGUGGACCAGGAGAUUACGCGCAUCAGAAAGCUUGUGGGUGACAAGGGCCAGGUCAUUGGAGCAGUCAGCGGUGGUGUUGACUCAACCGUUGCUGCGAAACUGAUGAAGGAGGCCAUUGGUGAUCGCUUCCACGCCGUCAUGGUCGACAACGGUGUGUUGCGACUCAACGAGGCAGUCCAAGUCAAGAAGACGCUUGAUGAGGGCCUAGGCAUCAACCUCACCGUAAUCGAUGCAUCCGACCUCUUCCUCGACCGCCUCAAGGGUGUAACCGACGACCCAGAGAAGAAGCGCAAAAUCAUCGGCAACACCUUCAUUGAAGUCUUCCAACAACAAGCCGAAAAGAUCAAGGCCGAAGCACACGAAUCCGCCAAUGCAGGCGAAAUCGAAUGGCUCCUCCAGGGAACCCUCUACCCAGACGUGAUCGAAUCUCUCUCCUUCAAGGGCCCCUCCCAAACCAUCAAAACCCACCACAACGUCGGCGGCCUCCCCAAAGAUAUGAAACUCAAAGUCAUCGAGCCUCUCCGCGAACUCUUCAAAGACGAAGUCCGCCAACUAGGCAAAGAACUCGGUAUCCCCGAGGACCUCGUCUGGCGUCACCCCUUCCCCGGCCCAGGCAUCGCAAUCCGCAUCCUCGGCGAAGUCACCCGCGAACAAGUGCGCAUCGCACGCGAAGCCGAUCACAUCUUCAUUGAGGAGAUUCGCGCUGCGGGACUUUACAAGAACAUCUCACAAGCUUUUGCGGCGCUGUUACCGGUUAAGGCGGUGGGCGUUAUGGGCGACAAGCGCGUGCAUGAUCAAGUUAUUGCACUCAGGGCAGUGGAGACGAGCGAUUUCAUGACGGCAGAUUGGUAUCCGUUUGAUGGCGAGUUCUUGAAGAGGGUUAGUCGGAGGAUUGUUAAUGAGGUUAAUGGUGUUUGCCGGGUGGUUUAUGAUAUUACGAGUAAGCCUCCUGGUACCAUUGAGAUGGAGUAA
This is a messenger RNA of Pyrenophora tritici-repentis Pt-1C-BFP, 1626 nucleotides long. Its product is annotated as GuaA, GMP synthase, PP-ATPase domain-subunit. Gene Ontology annotation, biological process: GMP biosynthetic process. Gene Ontology annotation, cellular component: cytosol. Gene Ontology annotation, molecular function: GMP synthase (glutamine-hydrolyzing) activity; GMP synthase activity; ATP binding. NCBI's taxonomy places the organism in Eukaryota, Fungi, Ascomycota, Dothideomycetes, Pleosporales, Pleosporaceae. The record is from RefSeq and is a predicted model, not a curated record.